AAGGAAUACGCCUGCCUAGGAUCUGAUCGUUUUAUAUCUGAACAUCAAAGAAUUGCUAACUAAUUUGACUAAACUAACACUGACCGAUUUAGCAGCUGACAACAUCCAGUGCGGAUUCUGUGACGGCUAUUAUCUUUUUUUGUGCUCAGGAAAGCGAGGUCCAAAUUAAGAGCAUCGAAGGCCAACAACAUGCGAAUUGCAUUCCGCUCACGGUGAAGACGAUGGAGGGAAAUGAACAAAUAGUGACAAAUCAAGAUCACACGUGGACUUUAAAAUGUGACGAACCGAAGUUAAGAGCGGUCUGACUGCAUGCUGGCCAUCGCACAUACCUUUCGUGUGUCAUCGCGAAUCAACAACUUUUUGAUUGUUAUAGUUUACGGAGAUAUGAACAAUAAGGGUGCGGUCCCGCGGGACAUCUUGCGCGUCCUGAAUCCCGCAAUAAAAAGGAAGCCCAACUCGACAGUGAAUCACAAGUGUCGUUCAAGUCUAAGCAACACAACGUUCUGACAAAACCAAGGAGAAUGAUGGGCGAUCAAAUAGGUUCUUCUAAACUGAUCGUUUUAUUAGCGAUCGUGACUCUGCUGAGCUUCUGCAGCCCAGCGUCCAGUUUCGCCUUCCUGCCUCGCGUCUCCCGUACAGACGAUGCCGUCAUCAUCGAUUUUGACGGUGUAGGAUAUGCUCCAUCUUAUCAAGGCAAGACACUGUACGGCCAAAUUGUUGAUCCCAGAUUCGUUCCGCUGCCAUCCUUCAAUCCUUACCCAAUGACGUAUCGCCAUCAGGAGCAGACGCCCAACGGAUGGAUCUAUUCAUACGGUUAUCCUACUCCCCUUGCUCUUGAAGAUGUUUUGCCCGUUAGGCAAACAGCAGCGACUCAGUGUGGCAUUGGACCGGUCAUGCCUGCUUCAAGGGCAUUGACAAGCGAAAGGAUCGCUGGUGGAAUCUCAGCCAGAAAGAAUGCUUGGCCUUUCAUAGUAGCCCUGAAGAAAAGUGAUGACUCCUUAUUUUGUAGCGGAACUUUGAUUAGUGACACACGAGUUUUAUUGGCGGCCCAGUGCCUGGAAAAAAUGUCUCUGUUAGAGCUUUCUGGUGUGACUGUAUUGGUUGGGAUGUUUUUGACCGACCAAUCCGACGUCCAAAUGACAAGGAGGAUCAGCAAACUGUUCCUUCACAGGCAAUACAAUGCUGCCACCUAUGCCAAUGAUAUCGCCAUCAUUGUAAUGGACGCGCCCGUGGUUCUUUCCAGGAGUGUUGCAACUGCUUGUUUGCCAGUGGCCAGUACCGACCCCGACCAAUUUGUCGACCAGGAUGCCAUUAUUUUGGGAUGGGGAGGAGGAACUGAAAAUGACGGAGACGUCGUACCAUUCCCUAACCUGCAACAAGCCAAGGUUUCGAUUUGGUCCAACGGCGAUUGCAAGGGGGACGAGACCGCUGGUAGAUAUGUGACGGAAAACACUACCUGCAUCACUUCUGCUACUGGUGACAAGUUCACUUGCACGCCUGCUGAUGUCGGUGGCCCAGUUGUCAUCCUCCCGUCACCAGGGUCCUGGACCGUAGUCGGAAUCAACAGCUACACCAAGGAUUGUGCUACCAGUGGCCUUAAAACCAGAGUGUCGGCAUACAGGGCAUGGAUUAACCUAUACAUGACCAUGGCUUAAACAUGUACCCAAAAGACGACGA
Daphnia pulicaria is the source of this 1677-nucleotide messenger RNA. RefSeq names its product transmembrane protease serine 11D-like. Gene Ontology annotation, biological process: proteolysis. Lineage: Eukaryota; Metazoa; Arthropoda; Branchiopoda; Diplostraca; Daphniidae. Gene Ontology annotation, molecular function: serine-type endopeptidase activity. The record is from RefSeq and is a predicted model, not a curated record. Bases 522 to 1655 code for a protein of 377 amino acids. The transcript is spliced from 11 exons.